Molecule: messenger RNA, 7987 nt
Organism: Biomphalaria glabrata
Lineage: Eukaryota; Metazoa; Mollusca; Gastropoda; Planorbidae
Exons: 14
Coding region: 1599-3203 (534 amino acids)
Source: RefSeq, a predicted model, not a curated record
UUCUGAGUAAGGUCUCGGAAUUUUCAAUGUGUCACCGUCAAGAACACAUACACACGAAAACACCGAGUGUGACACACAAUUAAAAAAAAAACCCGCAUGUGUUUCCGCUCGGAGUUAUUCAGCCCGUUACUAGCCUUAGUUUCUAGAUACCGAGAUCGUAUUACUGUGUCAAGUGUUCAAACAGUGACUGAUAUAUAGCCCUGUGUACUUUUCACUUUUCGUGACAUGCUUUUUGUCUACACGAGGGCUGAGCUUUGUACACAUGUGUACAUCAGUUUCAUUUCUCGUACCGGUAUACAUCAAAAUUGUGCAUGUGUCAACCUUGUUCUGUGGCUGUAGCCUUCUGUAGAUCGACUUUCAUAGAGUUUACAUCUAGAUGACUAAAUGCAUGACGCGUAGGACGUAAUCAUCUUCUUUUUUGAAGUAACGUCUGUAUUAUAUAAGAUAAGAAGAUAUAAGAUCUAUUACUGGCCUAAUUUAUUCUGAAUUUGGAGAAAGGAGCCAUUGAUCUAUCUGUCAACAUUGACUAGAUCUAUUUGGUCACACAUGAAUCUAGAUUUGUAUUGACAUAUGUGAAUUAUGUGUUAAGCUUGUGAAUUCCUUUGGAUAUAUAUCUAUAAAAUGUUAAAUCUUUCAUUGACGUGGGAUAAUAUCUAGAGCUACAUCUAAUAAGAUAAGUGACUUCUAGGAAGAACGUGACACAAUCUGUGACAAAUUUCAUUCUCUGUCUUGGAAUUAAUUUUACAAAGGUGUUCUGGGAUCUUCCUCCCAGGAGCUAAUGCUGAUUGUAAAGUAACUUCGAGCAUCUGGGAUACAUUUUUUUUCAAGCUUCUAAACAAGACCACAUCUUCUUACGUCUGAACACCAACAUCAACCAUCAUUAACCAACUACAUCUACCAACGACAUCAACCACCAAUGCUCGUCUAUAGCUCUGGGCUUGUUGUUAUUGGAGCGCGUUCGGACCCACCCAGUGCUCAUCUAUCACUUCAUCAAGAAGAGACUUAAAAAAAAGGGGGAGGGAGGAUAGAUAGAGAAGAAAAAAAAUAAAAAGAGAAAGUUUAAAAGAAAAAGAAAAGACAUCACAAGAAAAGGAAAGCAAGAAUACAGAUCUCUAUCGCUCACCGCCUCAACCGGAAACAGGCAUUUGCUGGGUGGUUGGUGCACGGGUAAGGGAGGGAAAGCGAACCUGAGGCUUGUAACUGCCGAGAGAUGGAGGGGUAGGGUAAGGGCGGCUUAAAAAGCGCCACCUGUCGGCUCGUGUCUGGCAUCGUCUGCAGUGUUCCCCGGUGCCAAGAAAGUCUCGCUCUCAGAUCCGCCUCCGCCCCCCCCCCCCUCCCCCAGGAAGCAGACAUCUUAGUACUCACGUCUGUGGAUGGAAGAAAUACGCUAAAAACACAGUUCCACAUAUAUACAUACACGCUAGAGAGAGACAUACACGCUAGAGAGACAUACACGCAGAAAGCGGUAACCAAAAAACUUGAUUGAUCCUGUACCGCCGUGCUUCUUCGGCGACAAACACAUCGCCAGCGGCAAAGUCGCAAUCGUUCACGCUUGAAAGUCGUGCGGCAAAGUCGCCCGCACAUUGGUGGCGUCCAAUAUGGGCGCCCUGAGGAGAGACAAUAAUAAAGGCAGCGGCACGUCAUCGUCUGCUCCGACCGCUGCCAACUCUGGUAGUGUACCAGCCUCUCUGUCAUCAACUUUAACUCCAGCGAGACCUAAUGGAAACGACUUCACUUUAAACAAUGCAAGGAUGGCGUCAUCGCUGAGUUCAAAGGCGAAGGUCAGGGACCGUCAAGGAUCUUGGCUAGGACUUCGAUUCUGCGCCUUUCUGAUCGUAUUGUUGUGGGCCUGUGAAAGCACUUCCCUGGCACAGAGGUUAGUGUAUUGUCUUGAGGAAGCUGAGGAGGCUUUAGCACACCAAUUCAAAUUCAGACCAACUUGCCAUGCCAGCAUGCAGGUGACAUCCUUCGAGUAUCAGAAGAAGUUUAACAAGCAGCUGGACCUGGGAGAGUGCCCCAUGAGGGAGGUGUCAUUCAAUCUGUCUGGAACGAUGAUGUAUCAUUUGAAACGCUGUCCAGUCACCCAACCUGGGACUAUCGUCCACAUGCAGACAGCCAUCAAUGACAGUCGUAACAUCCAGAUUGAGAAUCCCUCCCAGAUUGUUUCCUUCAUCCCACUGUGUGGUGGGGAGGCUGCCUCUUUCCUGGGUAUUCUGCACCAUGGAGAUUGUGUUGCUGUCGACAUAGCCAGUAAGUUGAUCUUCAGUGAGAAAACUCUGGUACGUGCCUAUGUUGGAUAUUACCAGGAAUCGAUAGAUGUAUUGGAGCCCACUCCAAUGGAUCCCAGGAUUUUAAUGGAUAGUCGGAUGUCUAUCUUUGAGGACAACUUUUACGUUAAGGAAAGAAGUUAUGGAACGAUAGAACUUGUCAUAGUACACUUCCGUUUUGCCAGCGUAAAUGAGAAGCUACGAGCAGCGGCAGUCAAGCUUGAUACCACUCGUAUGUCAGAGUACUUGAAAAGGUUCAGCCUCAUGAAUGUUAUCCCUACAAAAACCACAGUUAUUACGCUUUCAACGACUGAUCUAAACUCCUAUAACAUUCAUCACUAUCCUGGCAUUGACUAUGAGCGGGCAAUUAGGACUGUCCAGGUGGCCGAAAUUAAAAUUUGGACUAGAUAUGAAGAGAUCAAGGCCAGAAAGCUGGUGCCACAUCUUUCUUAUGGCUUCUACCCAUUUUUGGAAGAAGACAAAGCCACCCUGCGUAGUGUUAAUCCUUUGAUCUGGGAAGAGACUUCAAUGCUGGAGAUACAGAUUCGUCAAGCUAUCAAUAAAGCUAAAAAGAAUGUGAAUUUUUGUGGCAACAAUGAAAUCAAGCUCUGCGUUAGAAUCCGGGAACUUCUGGCCACGUUAAGAGAAUUCCACAAAGAUUUUCGCCUCCGCAGAGCCAACUGGGUGGCAUUGUCGAUUGAAGAGAAGAACGCAUUCACCAGCCACUACAGUACCAGAGUAAAGCCUUUCUUAAGUUUAACUGAAUCACUAACAAGAGAUGUUAAAAAGAUGAAAAAAAAUGAACGACUCGCCCUCAAGAAUCUAACUCGGCACACCUCCAACGAAAUCUCAAAAACAUCCAAGAAAAACAAGAAAAAGCAUCCAGUUCGCCACGGAAGGAAGCGAGCUGAAGCCCUUAGAAGAAUGCCCAGUUAAUAUGGCUUUGAAUGCAUAUAAAACUACAGAAAAUCUCAAUGUUUAUUUGUCUGCAAAGGACUCUGUGGCAAGAUUCAUUAAGGAAUCAUAGACAAGUAACCAAUGAUUUUAGAAAAAAAGACAACAGGGACAAUAAGAGUGAUGUCCUCUUGUUUAAGAGUGAAAAAGAAGAGUUAUGUCCUUGUGUCUAUAUAAAUUACAUUUACAAUAGAUUUGUUGUUCAAAGAGGCAAGGUGGCCUUGCAGGCCAGGUACUAGGUGGGCUUGUAAGCCAUAAACAAUGUUCUUGAGCUUAAAAGACUAAAGUGCUGAUGAACAUGUAUUAUUAUUUGUAAUUAACGACUACUUUCAUUAUGUUUUAGCACUUGUUGGAUUGACGUGAAUCACAGAAAACCAAUGAAUUUAAAAAAAACAACUAAUUACCUUAAAGUCACUCAUUAAAUUUCAAAUUUUUUUAAAAGAUGAAAAUGAGAAUGGACAAAAAUCUUUAACACAGCAAACGUUUCUGUAUCCAUACAAACUAUGUAACUAAUGUUUGUCAUUCAUUUACAUUUUGUUCUUAAAUGUCAGUCAGAUUAACAUGGAGGAUUUCUAGAUCUAUAAGCUGUUAACAAAAAUAGAUAGAAGAAGAAAUUAUAACAGAAGAUAUUGUAGCUUUGAAAACAUUUUUUAAAAAAAUCACAGCCAAAAAAGACAAAAAGAAAUUGCAGCCGUAAAAAUAAAUAUAGUCGGAAGAAAUCACUUUAAAAAAAAAUUAAAAUAACAUUAUUUUAUUUUUUCUUAUCAUAACUGGUACUAACUGGGAAAAUUUAAAUUACUCAAUUCUAGCUUUGAAUUACUCAAUUCUAGCUUUGAAUUACUCAAUUCUAGCUAUAAGCAUAAUAAAUAGUAGCAUAAACAGAUUUACAUUAUUAAUAAUUUAUCUAAAAAUACACUUACUGCUUUUUUGGGUCGUAUGUAUCAUGCAUGGUUUAGUGCAAUGCUAUUCACAAUGGACCUACACGAGAACCCAAAUCUUGUCACCAGAUAAAACCUUGAUUAAACCCAGUAGCUCCUUUAUCUUCAUAUUUAGGAAUAAUAAUAAUAAUCUUUAUUGUCUGCAUGGAAAUUUGUCUUACAAUUUGUGCAUUACACCAAACAAAAAACAUUAUAACUAUAAGAAACCAAAGUGUACAAUAUGUCUUACUCCUAAGCAAAGAGAGGUAAUUUUUUUUUUAUUUUCAAUAUUACGAUGGUAAAAGAAAAAUACAAAAUUUGUUUGUACAUUUGAAUGUAAUAUUUCUGUUUAUUUUUGAGAUUUUUUUUUUUUUGUUUAAAAAAAAAAAUUGCAUUUAAGGUUAUUGAUGUUAUAAAACAAACAAGAAAUCAAAAUGCUUUCAAUUCUUACUGGUCACAUUCUUGUUGGCAAUCUAAAUUUGUGUUUGUCUUUUGUCUAUCAUCUGAGCCAGAAUAAGAAGCGAUAGAUAAUUUGUUUUAAUCAUGUAUCCUUUUUUUUUUUUUUUUAAAUUUUUUUUUUUUUUUUAUUCUUUAUAUUUGAUAUUAAGUUAAAAAUUAUGUAGAUAUAUUUCUAGAGGUUUUGACUAAAAAAUAAUAAUACCAAGAAUGCAGUGUUCCAAAAGGAGAUCACCAUCUGAAGUAUAAAUAGAAACAAAGCAUUUACAAUGUUAUCAAUAUAUCAAUGUAGAAUUUAAAUAACUUUUUAAAAAAAACAAAAAAACUUUGCUUAGAGACCAUUAAUUUUAACAAAGCUAAAACCUUGCUAUUGUCAUUUAAGCUAUAAACAGUCUUUCAUCAAUUUUAAUUUUUAAGUACUCUGGUUGAUACAUUUUUUUUUUCCUUUAAUGAAGCAAUGCUCUUCUUGCGAUGUUUUUAGAUCAGUGCUUCUCAAACUGUGUUCUGCUGAACCUCGUGCUAACACCCUCAUAGGUGUUCUAUAAACCACUGGAAUGUUUAAAUAUUGGGGCACCACGUGAAUGAAUCUCUCUCUAAAAAAAAAUCAGCAAAGUGUUCCGCUAAAUACUCAGAAUGUGGGAAGUGUUCCAUUAAGUAAAUAGUUUGAGAAGCGCUCUAUUGGAUGGAUUUUUUUUCCCAUCAUCAAAAGCCCAAUUAGCUAAUUGCUAUCAAUUACAAGUUUGGACGUCUCAUCACGGAUUAUAUUGAUUCUCACACUUUUUAAACUUAAACGUAGGCUAUUUCGUUUACAUUUAAAUCGGUUCAUUUCGUAAAAUUCCUUGAGAAUAAAAAGAAAAAAAAAUCUUUAAAAUUAGAUCAUUAAUCUUUUGCAUGGUUGAAAAGAACACUUGUUAUUUAUACAUAUUGUAGUAUUCAACGAGCACUAUUUCUUGAAGCUAUUAUUUAAUCAAAUCUUUUUCUGUGUCAGUCAAAUGACAAGGGAAGUCUGUUUUUUUUUAAAUGAAUCGAAAGUUUCUUAAUUUAGAAAUUAUAUAUGCUUCUUAAUUAUGCUUAAGUAAUCAACUCUAAUACAAUAAAAUAUUUACAUAACUGUUUCACAUCUUAUGCUGUUGAUGUAAAUGAAAUCCUGAUCCAUAUUUUUAAAUAUUUUUUUUAAAAAGAUUAUGCAUAAAAUGUUUUAAAGCACCAAUCUUUUUUAAUGCUGGAACGCACUUUUCAAGUUUUCAUGUAUGCUAUAGACAACCCAUGAUGGAUAUGUAAUAUGUAAUAUAAACAUUUAGUUAAAAAAAAUUGUAUUAUGCUGUUAAUAUCAUAUUCUGGCUAUUUUUGUUUGGCGUUUUUAAUAUUCCCCUUCAGCCUAGAAUCAUGUUUUUUAACAGCACUCUAUAAAUUAAAUUAUUAUUCAGAAUCAAGCUAAGGGAUUGAAUUCUUGCCUUAUGAGAUGACGCUGCAGUAUUUUAGGACUCUUUUACCGUACUUUGCCCAAGUCUUUUGUGACUGUAUGUGAACCAUUAAUUUAUUUGUAUAAUAUACAGCUACUGUGAUAGUUUGAUUUUUUUUUUUUUUUUUUGUUGUUAUCACAUUUUAUACAUAAUGACAUGUUUUGUUUGAGAUUUAGUCAAAAAGUUUUGCUGCAUAACCUUGUUGUCUAGGGUCAACUAAUGAAUAUCUGACUGUACUAGACAGACACUUUUAUUGGCCCUGUGUCAAUGAAAAUGUAGGUUGUUUUUUUUUUGGUCAAUAUUAUGAAGAUAAAUGUUGUUUUUUUGGUUUUUGUUCAUUUGUUUAUUUUUUUUCAACUGAUUCUUAGCCUAAAUUUGACCUAAAGGGUCUAUAUGGUGCAUGAUUAGCCGUAUCAUUAUUAAAAAGCUGCCUUGCUGUGUGAAAGGCUUUUUAGACUAUCGUCUUAACCUGUCGGCCAUUGUUCCCAGCCUUCUUGCAGGAGGUUUGGGCCAACUCCUAAUAACUUUCAUUUUUGACUGAGCCUCUGAAACGUACUACUCAAUUUUCAAUCGACUCGUUUAAAAUCAUUUUCUCAAAAUUGAUUUUGUAGUCAAGCGACUUGUUUUGUCAGACAGCAUCGAAGCUGUGAGAAUAUAAAUUACAAAUUUAAUUUUGUUUUCUCACAAAAUGUAUUUUGAAAAAAAAAAAAUCAACCUGCAAUUUUUUUUUGGUUAAAGGAAGUUAACUCCUUGUCAGUACAAAACAUUUUUUUUGUUUUUGGUAAAGAAAGUUAACUCCCUGCCUGUAAAAAAAAAAAAAAUUGGUAAAGGAAGUUAACUUUCCUUGUCAAUAUAAAAAAAAUAUUUUGGUUAAGGAACAUUAUUUUUUUGCCUUGACAAAAAACUGUACAUUGUAUUUAUUGUAAAUAUGUGUAAUAUAUGACAUGUAUUAAUUUAAAGUUGAUCGCUGGUUAGUCCAUUUAAUUAUUGAGGACCAGUUUGCGCCCCCACUGCUGACUCGCGUCAUUGGGAUGUGUGAUUGUGGGAUAUUGUUUGUAGAGAGGUUUCACUCUAUUUAUAGUUGUGAAGUGAUUUCCUAUACUUGUGACUUGUACACAGAACAAUGCUGGAAGUUAGUGUUCUGAUAAAGGAAUCAUCCCUUGUUGUGAUCUGCUGCUUGGAAAAUUUGAUUUUGUAUAUAAAGCUUCAUUUAAAAAAAACAACUUGAUUAUUCUUUGAAAUAAAAUUCGCUUUGAUAUGUAAGAACUUGAUGCAGCCCUCUCGGACCUUGCGAUCUACAGGGAAGAUGAUAUAAAGGUAAUAUUUUUCUGUGGCCCACGGUUGACAAGGGUGUCACGACUAACAAUGACUAACCACCUUUACUUUUCCCCGUCCAGCAAAUGUUAGGCAUUAGAACUAGGUUGACUCAGAGUCACCCAAAAUGAAAAAUCCCAGUCUUCAUCAGGAUUCGAACCCAAGCAAUCUACCACACAGCCACCGCAGAUGUGCCUACUUGAUGAUAAUAAUAAAUAUAUAAAUAAGCUUUUUCUCCUUUCAGGUCAAAGAUGAGCCCAAACUAUUUUUCUUUAAACUCGAAGAUGGCUAUGGGGUCUGAGCUUCACUUUGAAAAGCUGAUUACAUUUUAUCUUCAUUUACACAAGUUUUUUUUAGUUACACAUUACAGUAUACUUAGUAUUUAGUGUUGUCACCAGAGUAGCUCUUUUUUUUUAAAAUUACAAUUGUACUAUAAUAUAAGAAAAGGAAUAGACUCCUAGUAGUUCUGUUGUACAGCCUACAAGCUUCUAUCUAGUCAAUGUCUUAUUUGGAAACAAGAAAAAUGCAACAAGAAAUGUCUGAAUUCACUUUGUAUAAAUUAUAUAUUGUGUAUAUACAUAAUCUACUGUUAAUAAAGUCUAUUGUGACUAGAAAA